Cylicocyclus nassatus is the source of this 1079-nucleotide messenger RNA. The record is from the annotation of a GenBank genome assembly. Lineage: Eukaryota; Metazoa; Nematoda; Chromadorea; Rhabditida; Strongylidae.
CCUGCCUAGCGAUGCCUGCUCAAGAGGAUACAUGGGCGUUCCAGCCCAUUGGCGCUCCUUUCCCAGACAAUCCGGUUCGAGUUCAAGGACAGCAGAAUAUGUACGUAGCACUGUGGUACAAGCAUGGCAAACCGAUACAUGGAAGAGCUUGGAACAACAAUGGCGUCGUGGAAUGCUCGUUCCCGUACAGUAAAGUGGAGCUGACUGGGAAGAAAGAUCUUGGUGGACAGAUCCAGAUCCUCACCUAUAAAGGAGAUUUCAAUUCUUUGGGAUAUUGGUACGAAUGGCUUCCAGUAAAAACUCGUCUUGCCGGUGAAUCCCACCGCGAACUCGUCCGAUGUGGCCAGUCAACCCCUGUGAUCAUGACAUGCAAGGAUGGCCAAGCCCGACUGGGUUAUUUGGACCUGGGAACAGAAAUUGCGCUAGUUUCUGUAAAUGGCAAAACCGAAACAUUAGCUGGAGGACCGACCGGGGAGCUGUUGGGAAUAUUCAGAAAUCUGAGACCACCUCCAACUGGAGUUAAGAUUUAUGACGAUCUUUGGGGUGAUUUGAAAUAUGGCGAUGCAUUCCCGUCCAAUGUUGAACCGGCUGAUAAGCGACAGCUAAAGACAGAAACGGGCCCUAUGAACCAGUAUGUGGCACUUUGGUACAAACAUGGAGAACCAGUAUUUGGUCGAGCAUAUCCUAGCCCUGCGGGCAAAAUUAUGGCCAACUUCGGAGCGAAUAAUCAAGAAAAUGCAGGUCCAGAGAUUGGAUCUAUGCAAAUGCUUACCGUACCCGAAGCUAGCUGCAUGGGUCUUGAAUAUCAGUGGAUGACCAUAGCUGAAGGAAAAAGUGGAUGGACUACAGUUCAUGUUGGAAACGCAGCACCGGUGAUAAUCGUCGAUGAAAAAGGCAACGAAUACCUGGGCAAUUACGAUUUAUCCAAGGAUAAAGCGUCCUUUGGCUGGGGCGGAAAAGAAAAGAUUUAUAUGGGAGGAAAAGCUUCGGGAUUCAAAGUGUUGCAUAAAAGAAGAAUCAAUUGAAGACCUUACAAAGAAGCUUUUGAAUGGAUUUCUGUUUAUAAAGAUUGACGCGGG